AUGAAUAUAUUAGGUGCAGCAGUGACUGUUAAGGUGACUCAGGAUCCUACUUUUGGAUUGGAAGGAACAAGAACCACCCUGGGACAGUACACACUAAAUCUCCGAGGUAAAGGAAGUCAGACAGGAAGUCUGUAUACUCUUACUGAUGAGAGUCAUGAACACUCCACACUAACCGUGGGACUAAAACUGGUGUGUGAUCAGGACUAUUAUGGAAGAAAUUGUCACGUCCACUGUCCAGCACCACGACCUGCUGACCACUACACUUGUAAUCAAACCACCGGACACAAGCAGUGCAAUCCAGGGACUCCACGAAUCCAAAACACUGGACUCGAGUAUCCAAGGUUCAAACUCGACCCGGACCCGAGUUACACAGGAUCGGAGUGUAAUGAAACUAAAAAUACAACACCAUGUUCACAUAAUAACUGUAAGAAUGGAGGAACAUGUGUGACUAAAGGUUCAGUCUACACUUGUCAUUGUCCUACUGGCUACAGCGGUUCUAUGUGUCAAACAACACCAUGCAGCAACAAUCCAUGUUUAAACAAAGGGACGUGCUCGGUUCAAGGUACAAAGUAUUCUUGUCAAUGCCCUACUGGCUACAGCGGUACUAGAUGUGAAACAACGCCAUGCACAAAUAAUCAUAACUGUAAGAAUGGAGGAACAUGUGUGACUAAAGGUUCAGUCUACACUUGUCAAUGCCCUACUGGAUACAGCGGUACUAGAUGUGAAACAACGCCAUGCACAAAUAAUCAUAACUGUAAGAAUGGAGGAACAUGUGUGACUAAAGGUUCAGUCUACACUUGUCAUUGUCCUACUGGCUACAGCGUCUACACUUGUCAUUGUCCUAAUGGCUACAACGGUACUAGAUGCCAAACAACACCAUGCAGCAGUUCACCUUGUAAAAACAAUGGAACUUGUAAUUUUAAGGGGCUUGGUUAUAAUUGUUCCUGUAUUUCUGGAUACAUUGGGAAGGAAUGCGAAAUAAACAUUGAUGAAUGCAGUCGUUUGCCGUGUCAAAAUGGGGGAACAUGUAUAGAUGGAAUUAAUCGAUAUGACUGCCGGUGUAAAGCUGGAUUUAGCGGAUCCAACUGUAACCACGAUAUAGACGAAUGCACGUCCAGACCGUGCAUGAAUGGCGGAACCUGUCAAGACAAGGUCAACGAAUUCUCAUGUCACUGCGUGUCGGGAUUCACCGGGCCAGUAUGUGACGCCGUUAUCAGCACUGUUUCCGACAGAACCGCAACCCCACCGACUGCAUCGACAUCUUCAUUUUUCAGGCGAAGUCUAGGCACCACAGUACAGACAGCUUUUGUGGCGAAACUCUACCUGCAGGCCCCGGUGGGAAGCGUUGACAACACCCGACUGAAAACAGCUGUAAUAUCACUCCUGACAAACAUCAUCGGGUCACCCAGUGUUAAAGACUUGAACAUAUCGCUGUCCAUGAAGGGAGUGUAUGGACAGAAUGGGGAGCAUGUGACUGAAGUGUCGAUUAACAUAAAGUUUUCAACCAAAGUAGUGAACAGCGAGCAUAUCAGCAGCGCCCUACAGGAUCUCUCGAAACACGGCGACACGCUGCCAUACAAGAUGUACGUAGGAAAUGUCAGGAACACUCCGCCAGCGACAAGCACAACGAAUGCCAAGCACGUGGCUGUCAUUGCUGGAGUGAGUUCUGCUCUUGGUGUGUUGGUCUUAGUCAUCGUCGUCUACCUCUGUCGAAGAAGAAGAAGAACCCCUGACCGUGAUGUACAAGUUUUAAACAACGUCACGAUCGACGGCAAGCACGCUCGUCACGCCACAUGGACGGCGUUUGAAAACCCAAUAUUUGAACCCAAAUACCGUCUCAGAACAGACAUAUGAAUUACAUUUGAACUUAGGUCAUGUCAACUAAAUAGAGAGAGAGAGACACACUUAUGAAAACAAAAACCUCAAAUAUACAAAAAAACACAACCCCCAACAACAUUUGAACCCAAACAUCGAACCAGAAGAGACAAGAAAACAUUUUGUCCGUGCAAUUGUUACUAUAACUCGGAUCAUAUGUACAUACUUUUAUUCAUUAUAGAUAUUAAGUAGCACCACCGUCAGUUUAGACACAUACACAUUACUGUUAGUUGCAAGGAAUUUUGUACACUGACUGACCAUAAAUUAAUGUGGCAAUUUAUCAAUUUGAGUACAAUCAAUUUGAACUUGAGAGGCAUUGUACACAAAAAUUAAAUAUCAAUAUAUAUAUGUUAUUAUUAUGUAUGCAAACAUAUACAUUUAUAUCUUUUACACAAUUAUAUAACCGUAGUAAUGCAAUGGUUAUGGUUUGUAUUAAUCUACAUUGUAAAUAUUUUCUACCCCCAUAUUUGAAGUGAAUAAAAUGAUGGA
Molecule: messenger RNA, 2364 nt
Organism: Gigantopelta aegis
Lineage: Eukaryota; Metazoa; Mollusca; Gastropoda; Neomphalida; Peltospiridae
Product: neurogenic locus notch homolog protein 2-like
Exons: 11
Coding region: 1-1854 (617 amino acids)
Biological process (GO): cell communication; heterophilic cell-cell adhesion; establishment or maintenance of epithelial cell apical/basal polarity
Cellular component (GO): plasma membrane; protein-containing complex
Molecular function (GO): calcium ion binding
Source: RefSeq, a predicted model, not a curated record